GGUUUCUCUUCUUUGUUUUAUAUGGACACCUACUACCUUUUUGCGUCAAGUGUUGCUGCCCUAACAGCCCGAGUAUUCACGCACCCGAUUGAUACGAUCAAAACCCGCCUUCAAGUAAGAAGUACUACGGGCCAUGAAUACCAGCAACUCAAACAGGUGAUUUUACCUGUCGAAGAGUCAAAUCGCAAUGUCUUUGGCACUCUGCGAUCACUAUAUCGUGGGUUGCCUGUUACUCUCUUGUUCUCAGUCCCGGCCUUAUCUGUUUAUUUGACGUGUUACGAAACGACCAAGGCGCACUUGGCUCAUCGAGGCGGUCUCUUUGAUCGAGAUGGCAUAUUGAACCAUCUUGCCUCGGGCUGCUUGGCCGAAGUAGCAGCAGGCGUCCUCUUUACGCCCAUGGAAGUCAUGAAAAAUCAAUUGCAAACACAAGGAGUAGGCUCUUCACGGUCGGCGUGGUCCUUGGCUCAACACAUAUGGCAGGCUGAAGGAAUCAAGGGAUUCUUUCGCGGAUACUGGAUGGGAUUGGCCGUUUUUGUACCUCACACGAUGACUUAUUUUGCCGUGUACGAGCAAUGCAAAAUGGCUUAUGCGCGCCAUUAUAACUACCAACACCAAGGUGAUUCAGCACAGCUGCCCAUGGGUGCGUAUUUAUUAUGCUCCGGGGUAGCUAGUACAAUGGGUAUCAUGCUUUCGACGCCUCUGGAUAUCGUCAAGACACGGUGGCAAAUUUCGGCUGCUGAACAUGGCGCGGCGUUUCGACUAGGCCCGUUCGACAUAGUAAGACGGAUGUGGCAACGAGAGGGUCGAUGGCGUGCAUUCACGCGAGGUCUCGUCGCAAGAAUUGCUUGGGGUAUCCCUACAACGGCGAUCAGUAUGUCAGUGUUUGAGGCUUUCAAAGAUUGGCGAGCCAACCAGAAUUCUUAAAGCGACCAAUACACAACAUACCAGAAACGUUUUCCCUCCCCAUGCCCACCCAUACACACCAUCGUCAGUCCAUGAUCCAAUUGUAUAUGCAGCAGACAUCUCACUACCAAUUCGUCAUCUUUUGGUUGCUUUUUAAUAGAGUAUGUACUUGUUUUUUUAAUUGUCUUAAAUUAUUAAGUAUUGGGGUGGGAAGAGUACAUUUUUAGGCGAGCGGAAAUUUUCUGUUAUUAUGGGUUGGAUGUAAAUGGUUAAAGAAGCGCG
Messenger RNA from Zychaea mexicana, 1185 nucleotides. RefSeq names its product mitochondrial carrier domain-containing protein. The transcript is spliced from 2 exons. The record is from RefSeq and is a predicted model, not a curated record. Lineage: Eukaryota; Fungi; Mucoromycota; Mucoromycetes; Mucorales; Lichtheimiaceae. Bases 22 to 924 code for a protein of 300 amino acids.